Messenger RNA from Monopterus albus (swamp eel), 2607 nucleotides. Its product is annotated as serine/threonine-protein kinase BRSK2-like. Gene Ontology annotation, molecular function: ATP binding; protein serine/threonine kinase activity. Gene Ontology annotation, biological process: protein phosphorylation; intracellular signal transduction. NCBI's taxonomy places the organism in Eukaryota, Metazoa, Chordata, Actinopteri, Synbranchiformes, Synbranchidae. The transcript has 20 exons. The record is from RefSeq and is a predicted model, not a curated record. Gene Ontology annotation, cellular component: cytoplasm.
UGCUGACGGUGCUGACGCAGGCUGCUGGAGCGGCAGGCAGCAGCAGUAGAUGUUGUCCCAUCAUCAGAUCACACCCAACGGGGCUGCAGCGCGGCGAUCCUCCGGCACCAAGACCAUGACAUCCAGAUUCAGAACCGCAGUCUGAGCCACACUGGGGACCAGACCAGUGGAGACCUGGAGACAUACGCGAGAGCACACGCACGCACGCACGGGGAGGCGAUUAUUGCAGCGACCAGCAGCCAGAUAGACGGGAACACCGACCCAGGCAAACUCCACUGCGCCGCGGAAUUUUCGCCCCAGAAACGCGUCCCACUCGGACACCCGCAAGAACAAACACUCCCUGCCAGUCAUUUCAGGCCAGAAAAUGUCAACGUCGGGCAAGGACGCCAACAGCGGGCAUUACGCCAACUAUGUGGGACCGUACCGCCUGGAGAAGACGCUGGGCAAAGGACAGACAGGUCUGGUGAAGCUGGGCAUCCACUGUGUCACAUGUCAGAAAGUUGCCAUAAAGAUUGUCAACAGAGAAAAGCUCAGCGAGUCUGUUCUCAUGAAGGUGGAGCGGGAGAUAGCUAUCCUGAAACUCAUCGAGCACCCCCACGUCUUAAAGCUGCAUGACGUUUACGAAAACAAGAAAUACCUGUAUCUGGUGCUAGAACACGUGUCUGGUGGGGAGCUGUUCGACUACCUGGUGAAGAAGGGCCGUCUAACACCGAAAGAGGCCAGGAAGUUCUUCAGACAGAUCAUCUCAGCCCUGGACUUCUGCCACAGCCACUCCAUAUGCCACAGAGAUCUGAAGCCUGAGAACUUGUUGUUAGAUGAGAAGAACAACAUCAGGAUAGCGGACUUUGGCAUGGCGUCGCUGCAGGUCGGGGACAGUCUGCUGGAGACCAGCUGCGGAUCUCCGCACUAUGCCUGCCCAGAGGUUAUCAGGGGGGAGAAGUACGACGGCAGGAAGGCAGAUGCGUGGAGCUGUGGAGUCAUCCUGUUUGCACUGUUAGUGGGCGCUCUGCCCUUUGAUGACGACAACCUGAGGAAUCUUCUGGAGAAGGUGAAGCUGGGGGUUUUCCACAUGCCCCACUUCAUCCCCCCAGACUGUCAGAACCUUCUGCGUGGCAUGAUUGAAGUGGACGCCAGCAAGAGGCUCACGUUAGAGCAGAUCCAGAAGCACGCAUGGUACCUAGCUGGAAAGAAUGAGCCUGAGCCUGAGCAGCCCGUCCCCAGGAAGGUGGCCAUCAGGACUCUGGCUUCAGCCGAGGAGAUCGACCCUGACGUCCUGGAGAGCAUGCACUCUCUGGGCUGCUUCAGGGACAAGGACAAACUGACCAAAGACCUGCUGUCUGAGGAUGACAACCAGGAAAAGAUGAUCUACUUCCUCCUUCUGGACCGUAAGGAGAGAUAUCCGAGCCAUGAGGACCAGAACCUCCCGCCACAGAAUGAGAUUGACCCUCCCAGGAAGCGCGUGGACUCACCCAUGCUGAGCCGUCACGGGAAGCGGAGACCAGAGAGGAAGUCCAUGGAGGUGCUGAGUGUCACGGAAGGAGGGUCUCCUGUGCCUGUACGACGAGCCAUCGACAUGGCAACCCACGGUCAGAGAUCGCGGUCGAUCAGCGGGGCGUCCUCCGGUCUGUCCACCAGUCCUCUCAGCAGUCCCAGGGUAAGUCCCCACCCGCUCCCCUGAGGUCCGACUGUCCCCUCCCCCAAAGGCACCCCGGUGCACACACCCAAGGACAGCCCUGCUGGCACCCCCAGCCCGACGCCACCGCCCAGCCCGUCCAUUGGCGGCAUGCCGUGGAGGACGCGCCUCAACUCCAUCAAGAACAGCUUCCUGGGCUCACCGCGGUUCCACCGUAGGAAAAUGCAAGUUCCCACCCAGGAGGACAUGUCCAGUCUCACCCCAGACUCUUCUCCAGAACUGGCUAAGAAGUCGUGGUUCGGUAACUUCAUCAACCUGGAGAAGGAGGAGCAGAUCUUCAUCGUGAUCAGAGACAAACCCCUCAGCUCCAUCAAGGCUGACAUCGUCCACGCCUUCCUCUCUAUCCCCAGCCUGAGCCACAGUGUCAUCUCUCAGACCAGCUUCCGGGCGGAAUACAAGUCCACAGCCGGUCCGACAGUGUUCCAGAAGCCAGUGAAGUUCCAGGUGGACAUCACAUACACCGAGAGCACGAGCGCCACCAAGGAGAACGGCAUCUACUCUGUCACCUUCACCCUGCUCUCAGGUCCCAGCCGACGUUUCAAGCGUGUGGUGGAGACCAUCCAGGCUCAGCUGCUCAGCUCCAACGACCAGCCCGGCAUCCAGCCCCAGAUCUCUGAUGGCUCUCAGCGCUCACCUUUGCCCAGUAAAUCCUCCAAGUGUGGUAAGACCCAGAGCCACCGGGAGCUCCCGGCAAAAACACCUCAACUCUGGCUUUUAACACUCACUGGCAACGUCCUGGAGACCAUCAUAACACAGCUUGUUUGCACUAACGUAUGUGUGUGUGUGUGUGUGUGUGUGUGUGUGUGUGUGUGUGUGUGUGUGUGAGAGAGAGAGAGAGAGAGAGCUGAAGAAAAUCUGUUCAUCUUAACAAGUCAUUAAAAUGUUAAAAAUCUUCUGCUCUGUUUGGAAAUAUC